Molecule: messenger RNA, 900 nt
Organism: Priceomyces carsonii
Lineage: Eukaryota; Fungi; Ascomycota; Pichiomycetes; Serinales; Debaryomycetaceae
Gene: YMC1
Product: organic acid transporter
Exons: 1
Coding region: 1-900 (299 amino acids)
Biological process (GO): mitochondrial L-ornithine transmembrane transport
Cellular component (GO): mitochondrion
Molecular function (GO): L-ornithine transmembrane transporter activity
Source: RefSeq, a predicted model, not a curated record
AUGACUAUCGAGCUCGAAGAGCCUGAAUUGACACGUAAUGAUAUCCAGGUUUACAAAGAUCUAUUCGGCGGUACUAUCGGUGGUAUUGCCCAAGUUUUAGUUGGUCAACCGUUUGAUACUGUUAAGGUGCGAUUGCAAUCUGCCUCGGAGGGCACAUAUACUGGGGCUGGAGAUGUCAUAAGGAAAUUAUUAGCAAAUGAGGGUACUAAGGGCUUUUAUAAAGGUACAUUGACUCCCUUGGUCGGGGUAGGAGCCUGUGUUUCAGUUCAAUUCUCAGUAAAUGAGCUCAUGAAAAGGUAUUAUGAUGACAAAUUAGGUGGUCAACCGCUUGGCUUGUUGAACUUUUUCAAUUGUGGUGCGGUAGCUGGGUUUGCAAAUGGCUUUCUUGCUUCCCCAAUUGAACAUAUUCGUAUUAGAUUACAAACACAAGUGGCUGUUGAUGGAGUCUUUCACGGGCCCAUUGGAUGUGCACAAAGUAUCUAUAAAUCAUGUGGCCUACAAGGCAUUUUUAAGGGAUUAGUACCAACUUUGUUCAGAGAGAGUGUAGGUUUGGGUAUAUAUUUUGCCACCUAUGAAGCUUUGAUCUCUGAAGAGCUAAAGAAAACACCCGGCUUGGUCAGGAGUGAUAUUCCGGGUUGGAAACUAUGUAUUUUUGGAGGGCUAUCUGGAUACACUUUGUGGGCAGGUAUUUACCCAGUAGAUGUGAUCAAAUCCAAAUUGCAAACAGACUCUUUAUCAAGCCCCCUUUACAAGAAUUCAAUGAGUGUAGUGAGAGAUAUUUGGAGCAAGAACAGAUUAAGGGGUUUUUAUAAAGGCUUCUUGCCCACAAUUCUUAGAGCAGCACCAGCAAAUGGCGCUACAUUUGCAGCAUUUGAAUUCACGAUGAGACUAAUUAAUUAA